This is a messenger RNA of Amphimedon queenslandica, 2959 nucleotides long. RefSeq names its product voltage-dependent calcium channel subunit alpha-2/delta-4-like. Gene Ontology annotation, cellular component: voltage-gated calcium channel complex. The transcript has 16 exons. The coding region runs from base 38 to 2959 and encodes 973 amino acids. NCBI's taxonomy places the organism in Eukaryota, Metazoa, Porifera, Demospongiae, Haplosclerida, Niphatidae. Gene Ontology annotation, molecular function: voltage-gated calcium channel activity. The record is from RefSeq and is a predicted model, not a curated record.
UUUGUUCAAUUUUAACCCUUUGCUGGUUCGUUUAAAGAUGGCGACUAAAAGUGCAACAAAGAUACAUUUUUUGAUGUUGUUACUGUUAUUCUGUCAUCUUAAAGAGCUAAAAAGUCAAUCCUCUCCUGUUGAUGAUGUCAGCUCUUAUUUACAGCAUAUCUUCAAUGAAGCUACCAACUUUGAGGAAUUGAAUAAAAAUUAUUAUCGAAUGAUGUCACAGUAUAAUGUCACUAAAUUGAAUAUAAGCGCGCUAGUGGAAAGUAUGUCUGAAUCACUCAGUGAAAAGGUUGACAUAACUGUUGAAGCUUUGCAAAACACAACAGAAUAUGCUGAAAAGUUAUACCGUGCACACUCAGACAGUGGCUGUUGCUCUAAACAAUGCACUAGAAGAUCAUGUGAUCCAAGCCUCUGUAAUUUAUCAUAUUACAGAAGAGCUUUUAACAAAGCUGAGAAUAACCCACCACCACUUACAUUCCUUUCUUAUUUUCAAAACCCUGUCAAUGUGAACACUACUUCUAUACACAUUCCCGUUUACGUUUAUGACAAAGACCCUGAUGUACUUUGUUUCAUCGAGUGGUCACAAAACUUAAUCGACCGGUUUAAAGAGGUCUUGAAUAUGCUGACUAGUGAUCAUGAUAUCCGUGUGACUAGUCAAUACCUUGGGAGUGUUACUGGUGUUUAUAGAUCCUUUCCAUUUUAUGAUUUCUUACCGUUUGGAAGUCCUGAAAAUUGUCCUUUUGAAAGAGUUGAUACUUAUGAUGUACGACAGAGGCCCUGGUAUAUAGAGACUAUACCUGGCGACAAAGCUUUUGUUAUUCUGAUCGAUUCAAGUGGCAGCAUGCUUGGAACCAAAUUCCAACUAGCCCGGCUAAUUGCCCGGGAAGUGAUAGAUGUCCUUUCCAUUGAUGAUUUCUUCAUGGUCCUAAGAGUAGGGAGUAUCAAUGAUGGAGAGUUUUAUCAUCACUAUGGCAAUUGUUUUAAUGAUUUUUUUGUUCAAGCAAUGGAAGAGAAUAAAGUCAUCAUUCAGUCAUUUAUAGCUGAUGAUAAUAGGCCCAGUGGUACUGCUGAUUUUAAUAGCGCUAUUGAAUAUGCUGUAAUGAAAUUAGAAAACAUUACUGCCUGUCAUAAAGGGAUACUCAUUAUCUCUGAUGGAGAUGCUGUGUUUCCUGAAGAAAGGAUUGGUAAAGGGAUUAGAGUUUAUUCUUUUCAAGUCUCAGUGAUUAAUGAGAGGUCAAAAGAAAUGGAGACACUUGCAUGCAAUGAUGGAGGUUUUUUAUGUCUAGUGAAUAAUUACGACAAGAUCUUAUCAUGUGUCCGGGCCCUUACCGAUCAUUAUCAUACUAAUUCAAAUAGGACUAUUGUCUCCAAUCACAGAUACAUUGAUCUUUUUACUAAAAGAACCAUAAGCACGUUCAGUCUACCAGUGAAGCUGCUGAAGACCAGUAAUGACAAGACUGAGGGGGAAAGCACUAGCAAUAGUAGACAUAGCCAUAGCUUUGUUGGUGUAAUGGGCAUUGAUGUAUUAUCAUUUGGAUCUGACCUAUUGACUCUUGGAAGACUGUUGGGCCCAUUUGGGUCUGCAUUUCUAGUUGAUAAUAAUGGCUACACUGUUUAUCACCCUCUCUUGGAACAAUCCUCUUCUGUCAGAGGUGAUCUCGAUAAUCGUGAUAUAACACAAUUUGAGUUUGGGGUCAGCGAAUCCGAUAAAGACAAAAUAGAAGAAUUGAGGAACGACAUGAUUAAUAGGGACACUGGAGAAAUGAACGUAUCGGCUUAUGUCAGCAUGGAAUAUCAGAAACGAUACAUCGUCAAAGACAUGAGCUACUAUUACUCUCCAAUGGAAAACUCUUACGUUACAUUGAGUCUUGGUAUAAAAGUUCCAUCUGAAGGAUUAGCUAAGCUCCUUUUUUCUUCCUGUCCUCUCUCUGCCGAUCAAUUAACUGAAUUAUCAGAAUUUGUUAAUUCAGAAGAGGCCCAAUCUGAAACCAUAUUACUAAUCGGAUAUAAGCCUUAUUGUCUUGAUGUAUACAAUUACAAUUAUCUUAAUACCAGUAGUGUAUUGCAGCUCCUUGAGAGACUCAUUGAUCUUGAGCUGUGCAAGACGAAACUCAAUGCCUCAAUCAGUUCAGAAUCAUGUGUUGAGUCACUCUACAUCCCACUACUGGUUGAUCUCUACUUUGCAUACAAGAAUAAACACUUACUAAACAAUGGAACUGCCACUGAAAAAAUAUUGAGUACUUUUGUUCAGUUCAGCUCCGGUCUCUUAUGGUGUUGGCCUGCCUCUAGUGAAUUUGAUUGCUUUAAUAUUUCCACUGUCAAUUAUAUUGGACUAGCUCAGCAUAAUGGAGAUAUUCUGUCUGUGUAUAGAAUUGAUAAUCCGGUGAAUGUGGUCAUUGUACGCCCACUCUCACUGCCUCCAGAAGAAGGCGGAGCUAGCGCUAUCCUUGGAGGCGUGGCAGGAAUAAUACUACCGGAAAUAACUCUUCCACACAACAACUCUUACUACCUCCUGGACGAUGGAGGGUAUAUUGUAGGUCUCUUUGGAGCAGAUCCUUUCGAUUUAAAUGAGACGUCAUCAAUUCGCCACUUGCCCCCGUGUUUAUACGAGGCUCUUAUUAGCGAUGGGUUUUAUGUGCCCCGUAAUGUCACUGGGUAUUACGUAAGACCUUGCAGUCCAUCAGUUUAUAGUCGCAGUUCUUCUGCUACUAUGACUUGCUCUUCUUCUAAACCCUCUCAGCCCUCCCCUUCAAAUUGUCCUGCUAUUGCUCUCUGUCAGUCAUGCGUCUCAUUCCAUUUGUCCAACUACAGUAUCAGAGAGGAUGCAGGUGGCUCUCUACUAGCUGAGAGUAACGGCUCCUCUAGUACAUCAACAAAAACAGGAACUGAUGGAUCUGUUUACACUAAUACAACUGGACAAAUAGUGAUGACAUGCGCUGGCGCCUUUGAAAUGAGACCGUGA